Molecule: messenger RNA, 834 nt
Organism: Linnemannia hyalina
Lineage: Eukaryota; Fungi; Mortierellomycota; Mortierellomycetes; Mortierellales; Mortierellaceae
Source: the annotation of a GenBank genome assembly
AUGUCAAACAUCAACUAUGCCCGGGGUCUCGUUAUCUCCCUCUACAUUGUCUCCUGGGCCUUCACUACCAUUGCUGCCGUCUUGGCCUCGACCAACCACGGCAACAUUAUCUCCUGCACGCUGUCGAUUUUUGUGUGUCUCUCGCUUUAUGCCAUGUCCAAGAUUAUCAUCUACCUGUUCCUGAUUGAAAAGGUCUAUGUCGUUUCUUCGGUUGCUACCCUCCGGAGGGAUACCACUCUCUACAGGGUCAACAUCCUCCUCCUAACCCCCUACACCGUAAUUCUAGUCCUCAUGAUCCUCAACCGCGUCGCAGUCCUCGACGUCGACGACCAAUGCUUCAUCGGUCUCAAACCCCUCGCAUCCAUCACCCUCAUCCUCUACGACAUCUUCAUCUCCUCCUGGUUGACAAUCCUCUUCAUUCGCCCUUUGAUGUCCACAACCUCCGUUCUCCAAGGACCCUCAAAGGGAAAACUCCGUCAAGUCGCCCGAAGGACCCUCAUCGGUUCCAUCGUCGCCCUUAUCCUCUCUUCCGCGAACGUGUUUACCUUGGUCUACUUCAAGGGGUAUGAGGAUUCUGUCUUGUGCCUGUUGUCGUGCACGCUGGACGUGACCUUGAACGCAUGCGCUGUCCAUUGGGUGACUUCGAGGGCGAGGGGCGCGAGCAACUCCGACAAAGCUGGGUCGAGGGGCCAGCAUCAUAAUCCUCAUGGUGCUAUUGGACAUGGUGCCGUCGGCUACAGCAACAACUUUACGCAUCCUACCUCCAGUACCGAGAAGCAUAUGAUGCCGACCGACACUCACAUCUCAGUCACCGUCGAGUCCUAUCAAGAGUAG